AGAGAGGGAGAGAGAGAGAUGCUGUUUGGUGUUGUGUCCGGUGUGACUUAUCUAUCCUACUCUGAUGCUGUCGGUAACGGACCGGCUGCGCACAAACCUACACACACACCUCUCUAUCUUUGACACACACACUCACACACACACACACACAUACUCACUCACACACAUACACCAGGAGGACCGGACUGGCGCACUGGAAAGAGAGGAGGGAAGAGAGGGAAAGGGACAUAUGUCAGACCAGAUCGAGCAGAGGAAUGCACCGGAUUCCGCUGCACACUCGUCCGGCCUGUCCCGCACUAAGGGCUGCGCUGCGUUAACGGGACACGACACAGGGCUGAGCAAGGGGCGGGAGGACCGAACCGGGAUAGUGUGAAAAAUAAGUCACCUGGCGGAGGAGGGAGGGGAGGAAGGGUGGAGUGCUGGAGGGGAGCUGUGCCCUGCUGACUGAGCUUUGUUUUGGGUUAACAACACCUCUUGCGCGCAACGGAGAGUCUGCGCAAAGUUUCCUUGAUGGCGCUGGUGAUGGAGCCGGUUAGCAAAUGGAGCACGAGCCAGGUGGUGGACUGGAUGAAAGGUCUGGACGACUGCUUGCAGCAGUAUGUGUGUGUGUUUGAACGCGGAGGUGUGUGCGGGGAGAGGCUGCUGAGGAUUAGCCACGCCGAGCUGGAGGACCUGGGAGUUUCUCGCAUUGGACACCAGGAGCUCAUUCUGGAGGCUGUCGACUUGCUCUGUGCUUUGAACUCUGGUCUGGAGACGGAGAGCGUCAGGACUCUGGCUCACAAACUCGGCGCCUCGGCCAAAAACCUGCAGAACUUCAUUUCCGGCCGCCGCCGCAGUAGCCAAUCAGAGAGCAGGUCGUCGCGGCGUCUCCCCAAUGAUCUGCUGACCUCCGUUGUCGACCUCAUCACCGCCGCCAAGAGCCUGCUGGCCUGGCUGGACAGGUCUCCCUUUGCUACAGUUGCAGACUACUCAGUAACCCGAAAUAAUGUCAUUCAGCUCUGCCUGGAGCUCACCACCAUUGUACAGCAGGACUGUACGGUGUUUGAGACGGAGAACAAAAUCCUUCAUGUGUGCAAGACUCUGUCGGAGGUGUGUGAGCACAUCGUGUGUGUGUCAUCCGACCCGCUGGUUUCUCAGUCAGCCCACCUCGAGCUGGUUCACCUUACCAACAUCAAAUCCUCAGAAGGCCUGGGAAUGUACAUCAAGUCAACCUACGACGGCCUCCAUGUGAUCACAGGAACUACUGAAGGGUCUCCAGCUGACCGCUGUAAGAAGAUCCAUGCCGGAGAUGAAGUCAUUCAAGUCAAUCAUCAGACUGUGGUGGGCUGGCAGUUACGUAACCUGGUCGGCUCGCUGAGGGCAGAUAAAGGCGUCGUGUCCCUGACUCUGAAGAAGCGUCCACAGAGCACGCUCAGCUCGGCCCCAGCUUUGCUGAAGAACAUGCGCUGGAAACCCCUAGCUCUGCAGCCAACCAGAAGCCCAGGCAGCAGUUCGGCCACACCCUCAGGCACACCCACCAAGAGCUCCGCCAUCCAGGACCUUUACAUCCCCCCUCCCCCUGCUGAACCAUACAUGCCCAGAGAUGAGACAGGAGCCUUGCCUGGAGAUGAGGCAUCUCGUAACCACGUUGGCGUCAGCGUUGCUAAGCGCUCUGAGUCACCAAACUCCUUCCUGGAUCAAGAGUCUCGCCGGCGAGAAGAGGAGGAGCCCGUGUACUGCACCACGCCUACAUAUGGAAGGCUGAGGCCCAUCUCCAUGCCUGGGGAGUGUAACUGGGUGGGCGACUAUGAAGACCCAGCCAAGCUUAACAGAGAAAGCCGCAGAGAAGCGUCACUGAUGCGUUAUGUGGGACUGUCCGGCGUGGACGAGAGGGCCGGCUCUGAUGACUACUCCUCCCACACUGCUCGCCCGGGAAAACGAACCAAUGACACGGCAAAACGUGCCAAAAGGCGGAGCCACCACAGCCAAAGCCCCUCCCACUACGUCCUCCAGACGAAUCAAAGAAAUUCUCCACCGAGAGACCCGGCCUCCAUUUAUCACACAUACCAACAGUCCUCCUCUCUGCAGUCAAAAAACAGGAAGAAGAAUAAAGGACGAAGUUUGGCCUCCCUGAGUCGGAGGCGUGUUUCCUGCAAGGCGCUGGGCAGAGGAGACUGCGAGGGCUGGCUGUGGAGAAAGAGAGAUGCAAAGGGUUACUUUUCACAGAAAUGGAAGAAAUACUGGUUUGUUCUGAAGGACAACUGCCUGUACUGGUACAUCAAUGAGGAGGAUGAGAAGGCCGAGGGUUUUGUCAGUCUUCCGGAGUUUAAGAUCGACCGGGCCAGUGAAUGUCGCAAGAAGUAUGCUUUCAAAGCAUGCCACCCCAAGGUCAAGAGUUUCUACUUUGCAGCAGAUGGAGUGGACGACAUGAACAGAUGGCUGAGUCGUCUCAACAUGGCCGCUGUGGGCUACGCCGAGCGAGAGAGGAUACGCCAGGAGCAGGAUUACUGGAGUGAGAGUGAACAUGAGGAGGACACCACCUCCAGCCCCAAACAGGACAGUCCCCCACCUCCAUAUGAUACCUACCCACGGCCUCCAUCAAUGAGUGCCUUUUUGGAAGGCCGGACCACUCGACUGUCCUCCACGGAGACGUCCCGUUCUCGCUCUUCCCAGGAGGACUUCCUCUGCGGCGAGCCUCCCGUGGUGGCUGCAGAGCCGCAGUACCAUCCAGGUCCUCUAGGGGGGGGCACCACGCACAGCGGGAGGAAGCCAGGGGGCAGCAGCAGCAGCGACGUGCAGUACAGAUGUGAUGCUGUAGAGUACCGUUCCAGUCCGGCGGGGGGCAGUAGUGAGACAGGCUCACCGGGCCGCUCUUCCUCGUCUCAGAGACGUUCAUGGCAGGACUUGAUUGAGACCCCGUUGACUGAGGCUGGACUGCACUACUUACAAACUGGACCGACAGAGGAUGCCGUCUUUGCUGAGCCCAGUCCGGGCUGCGGGACUAUGAUGGCCGGUGCUGUUUACACUCUUCCGGCACAGAGGAAUGUCCCGUUGCCCAUGGCGAGGCAGAGGCUGAUUCCUAUGGCAACCCAGGGAGGGAAACCCCGCAGCUUCACACUGCCACGAGACAGCAACCUACACACACUCCUCACGCCCCCAGCAAAAGAAGAACAGCAAACGCACAAUGGCGGCAGCGAGGGUGCAUCCCUGGGCGACCUGUUUCGUGCGUGUGAGCAGGGCGGCGUGUGUCCUUUGGGUCGCGGGUCAGACGGCAAAGGCCAAUCAGAUUGCAGGCAGUCCUUCCUGCGACGGGCCGCCGACCCUCAGCUCAACGACCGUCUGCACCGCCUCCGUAUACUCACCUCCACGCUGAAGGACAGGGAGGGGGAGCUAGCGCUGAUUGACAGGCUGUUGGCCAAUCCCCAGCUGUCGUCGGCAGAGUUCCAGGAGUGGAAAAGAGCCUAUCAGGAGCUGUUCUCUCAGGAGCCAGACUCAACCGCUGAAUCAGACCCCGGCCCGCCCCUCACGCCCUCGCUCUCUCACACACACUCCUACAUCGAGACCCACGUCUGACGAGUGGAACACACUCUCACACAUGCACACUCACACAUUUUGAGUUUCUCCUGAUUCUGGAAUAAAAGAGUUGAACAAGCUCCAGCGGACGUUUCGAUUCAUCAGGGUUGCGAUCAGUGAUGGACUUUGUCAAGAGGGGAGAGUAGGAACAACUUGACAGCCGCAGUGUACAAGUGCAGCAUGACACUUUUUCUGAGGAGACGCCUGCGUGGCCCUUCAUGUCACAUCAAUCUACGAGCUGAUUGGUUAUGCCACUCCAGCUGGCUCGGGGGCGGACGAUAAACUGAUUCUUAAGUAUUACGUGUUAGCUUUUGUGCUCUAUAAAGACUUACGGUGGACGACUUUUAUCAGUUUGUUCCUCCUGACAUGGACCGAGGCCUCAGAAUAGUUUCCUCAUGAGUAACAGUAUUUUAUCCUGCUUGUUGUGCCAUGUUUAUACCGACUGCACAGUGUCUCAUAGACCUUCUUAUAGCCAUCAAAUGACAUACAUUGUAUUCUAUCAAGCCUUACACUUGACGCAUAUGAUAAUAUUUUUCUGUACAGUGAGUGUUAACAGCAGAGAACAAAAGGCACAUGUCUUUUUUAAAGCAACUAGUCUCAGUUUCUAGUUUUAGAGACUUUUGUUUGUGCUGGUUUGGUAGAUUACGUACUGUACUGUGCUGGGCUGGACCUGAAGCAUGCACACUCAGAAGCUUCCUGGAAUAAGACCCAUUUAAAGGAAAAGUCCACCCUAAAAACACUUCUAACACUGUUUUCAAACUGCUAGUGUAUUUUGCAUUUAGGAGCCCAUGUUGGGGUGUUUUGUUUAAAGUGCUCAUAUGAGUCUUUUUGGGCUUUUCCCCCUUUCCUUUAUAUAUCUUUUUUGUGCACGUUAUAUGUUUACAAAGGGAAAAAGCCCAAAAUCCAGCCCAAGGGACUUACUAUCCAACAGAAAACACUGUUCACAAUUUUGCUCCAAACAGCUCUAUUGUUGUCCAGCCUUUACUUCUGUGGCAAACCUUCAUCACUUUGUAACACACGAAAUAAUGCUCACCUAGCCUAGCGUGGCACACCCUCAUUCUCUGCUUCUGACUGGCUAGUAGUCCUUACCUAGCUACUGCACAUGUGCGACUCCCAACAAAGAUGGAACAGAAGAGAGAUGCCUCACUCUGUAGCUAAAACAGAGAGCUCAACACACAGGGUGAAAAAUGUGCAGUACAAAAAUAAAAUAAAUAAAUAUAAACAAAAAUAAUAAAAAAUAGGGUGUUUUUUGAAAAUGAAAGCACAUAAACCUAAAUUGGUACAACCUCUAAAUACAAUUAUGAACCUAAAAAUGAGCAUAAUAUGAACACUUUAUUUUUUGCACAAAACUGAAAUUACGCCAGUUUCCCUAUCAUGCUGUCACGUUAUUUUCCCUUUCAGUAUGACAUUACCCCUAGCGAGUCUUGUCUUAAAAUAUAAUCUUUAAUAGCCUUCAUUAAAUUUGACAGCAGCUGCCUCGUUUAGAGCUCAUUAAUUAAUUUCUUGGCCUAAAUAUUUUCUUUAAAUUACAUCUCUUUGACAGAAACAUGAUGAUGUUCAGUUAGAUAUCAUAAUGCAUGCCACUUCAUUAUAUUUUGUAUUAUUGUUUACAUCUCCAUGAAAAACAGCUCAUGCUCAAACAAGGCCUCUGUAGUGCCUCUUAAGACAUAGAAUAUUGUAAUAAAUGCACAAUAUAUCUUUGAUUGACAUUCCCCGAUCCCAUGAUAUCACAUAAAGGAUAGGGUCCCUUUUUUUAAGUCUGUCUUAUACCAAUACUGAUAUACUGUAUGUGCCCACAUGGACAUUGAAAGUCCUGUCCAUAAUGGCCGCGAAGAAAUCCUUUUUUAAAGUAAUUUUAGUGCAAGAGAAGAACACAAUCCACAGUCAAAAUACUGAAAUGCAAAAAUGUGAUUUUUUGAACUAAACAGACAAAAAACAACCUAUUUGGUGCAACCUAGGGUCUUUUUGUGAACGUACGUACCUGAUUCAAACUUUUGUUUAAAAGCAUAAUUAGGACAGAAGUGCCACUUUUAAGAUUUCCCCUUUUCUCGUUUUUUGGUCAAAUGGCCUUUUGAAUGGGAGAGCUAGGGGCACUACUAUGAUCGCAUAAAGAUCGCUAUAAGAAGGCUCAUGAACUCCAGCAUUGAGAACAUUGUUUGUGUACACAGAGUUUACUUAAAAAAGGUUUUAACAACUCACUGUAGCUGUCGGUCGCCGUCCAUCUCGCCAGUCAAAACUAGUCCAGGGAGGAGAGUAAAGAAUGACAUUUCCUCCUAUGGAGUCCGUUCAUUUGCAUUCAGAGAUGGACUUUUUUUGAAGAUGGCUGUGAGCGUAAACAACGGCCACAAUGAGUUGUUAAAACCUUUCUUUAACUUUGUGUAGACAAACAAUGUUCUCAAUGCUAGAGUUCAUGUGUAGAGCCCCUGGCGAUACUUUGAGUAAAGUUUCAUGUUGUGUCGAUCCUUCUUAGUGUUUGGAAAAUAGUGAUUUGAAUGCAAUCAUAGUACCAUUCACAAGCCAAUUCACCAAAAAACAAGAAUACGGUAUAUCAAAAAAUAUGGCGCUUCCGUGCCAAAUGAGCCCUUAAAAGAAAGUUUGACUCGGGUACAAUCACAAAAGGAUUUUGGCAAGAGUUACUUUUUAACUCAGAGUGCAGAAGCAGAAGCCCCCCCCACGCCUUUGAUUGUUAUAAGAAUUAAGCUCUUUCUUUUUUUAGAAAUCUUAAUCUGAUAUCCAUAUUUGAUUAAGUUAUUUGAUUCUAAAAGGCAGUUUAUUGUAACUUUUGGAGUGCAGACAUCUUGUACACAUAAGAAAAACCUUCAAAGAGAACAAGAUUCUUGCUAUUAGCUAUUGGCCUGUUUUAAUUUUUCCUUUGAUUCUCUGUGGCUUUAGCAGCCACUUUAAUACAGUCACCAUGACAACAACAUGUAAAUGAUCCAACAAGAAGUGGAAGGUUUCUUUAGGUCGCCACAGAAAAGCGUCCUAAAAAAACGGGGAAAAAAUGCAGGAAAAUGACAGAAUAACCCCUGAAACUUUCCGAAUGUCCCGGUUUUAUUAUAUAUUAUAUCACGGUGUAAAAGUUUCUCAGGGUGGAUUUUUCCUCAUAGAGCAUUUGGCUCUCUGUAUCCUGCAUGCCACAUAGAGAAUAUGAGGAAAUAUUUGCGUAAGAAAUGAAAUAUGGAUCUAAUAAAAAUAUAUUACUUUAUUUAUAUGCUGCUGUCAAAUGACUUAAUGCUCAGAGACACUGCACAAAACUAUGAAAGCAAUCAGACACACCAAUACACAAAGACAUGCACACAAGCCAAUAAACACACAUUACACAACACAGUUUGAAUGCUCUGUCUAUACUGCUGCCCGUGGUUGGUUGUAGUAGCAUGUCUUUGUCGUAGAUAAACACAGUAUUCCUUGUCUGUUUUUGUGUUUGAAACUCUCUAGAUACAGUAGAUCUCUUUUUAUAGAGUGCAAACUAAGUGUCUUGGAUCAUGUUCUCUAAUUCUAUCAGGUUUUUUUGGACAUUUAAGUAAAGAUUGUUUAAUAUUCAGUCUAUAAAUUAUGGUAAAAUAACAGUAUUUAUUUAUCAUUCUACGUGUUCUGUCGGAAGAAGAAGAGUGGAUCAAUAAAGAGUGGACAUUUGGA
Molecule: messenger RNA, 7188 nt
Organism: Etheostoma spectabile (orangethroat darter)
Lineage: Eukaryota; Metazoa; Chordata; Actinopteri; Perciformes; Percidae
Gene: cnksr2a
Product: connector enhancer of kinase suppressor of Ras 2a
Exons: 24
Coding region: 511-3552 (1013 amino acids)
Biological process (GO): regulation of signal transduction
Cellular component (GO): membrane; cytoplasm
Molecular function (GO): protein binding
Source: RefSeq, a predicted model, not a curated record